Symbiodinium necroappetens is the source of this 858-nucleotide messenger RNA. The record is from the annotation of a GenBank genome assembly. NCBI's taxonomy places the organism in Eukaryota, Dinophyceae, Suessiales, Symbiodiniaceae.
AUGGACCAGGUCAUCCACAAGGCCCAGGCCCUGAAGAUGGACAAGCCCUUGCGCAACCUGCAAGACCUGUUCUACGACUCCCAGCCUGAGGAGCUGCCCUGGAUCCGCACGGAGUGCGUGAUCGACACUGUCCAGGCAGCGGCCUACCUUGCCCAAGCCGUGGUCUUCCUUUACAAGGCCAUUGACUACGACGGCCUGGAGUGCCCCAACAACUCGCCGGUGGGAUGUGCUGCCAGCGUUGCCGGUUUCAUUACCUCCAUCACCUGGAUUGCCUCGUACCUGUCCUUCGCAGCGAACGCCUGCGGCCAGGCCGUCAACAAUGGUGCGCUCUGCGCAGGUGACUUCACCGCCCUGAUGGCCAACUUCGGCGAGAUCGCCACCGUGGGCGCUGCAGCAAGAGCGGACUGCGACUUCGGUAAGAACGCCCUCCAGAUCCUCACGAGGACAGAGACCGUCUCUCCUCCGUGGAAGGAGUUCGUGCCUGCCGGGGCAUCGCCAGCCGUGGACAAGGCCUUGAAGGUCAAGGGGCACAAGGACCAGCAGCGCAACCGCGACUACGACAUCGUCCAGUGCGCUGCGGAUGUCACCAACUCCGUCUCCUACAUCGUGCGAGCGAUCCUUCAGAUCCGCGCCGCGGGAAGCGCCUGCCCCGACCCCAAGUCAUGCGCUGUCGGCAUCAUGAACAUCAUCUCCUCUUUCGCAUGGAUCUCACAGUUCACUGCACUGGCCGUCUCCGACUGCCAGGUGGCGGCUGACCAGAAGGCCCUCUGCACCGCCGACAUCUCCGACAUGGUGGCCGCGCUGACCAACGGACCCGCCGCCGGCAUCGCCUCGACCUCGGACUGCGCCGACCUCUAA